Molecule: messenger RNA, 1130 nt
Organism: Mizuhopecten yessoensis (Yesso scallop)
Lineage: Eukaryota; Metazoa; Mollusca; Bivalvia; Pectinida; Pectinidae
Product: glycine-rich cell wall structural protein-like
Exons: 4
Coding region: 263-700 (145 amino acids)
Source: RefSeq, a predicted model, not a curated record
CCGGCUUACAUCAAACGUCCAUAUGAUGACCAUACAAGCAAUGCCCGCAGGGCGCCAUCGAUCACUUACUGAUUCCAAUAUCCAUUCAUCUGAUUUGGAGCGUGACCAAAGGCAUGAAAGAACACAAAAACUGUAAAGAAAGUUUCGUUGGGGUAUUUAUGCUAAUGAGCAGAGUCAAAGGUCACUGGAAAAUCGAAGAGAAACUUGAUAUCAAGGGAGUUUGACAAAUUAAUGUCAGGCGGACCCACACAGACCAGGCAACAUGUUGAGGAUAAUAAUUGUAGCCUGCCUCAUGGUUACGGUAGCUGGCGUCAAUAGUGGAUACGGAUCGAGUGGUGGCUCCUACGGGUACGGCGGCAGUGGCGGCUAUGGAUACGGCGGCAGUGGUGGCUAUGGAUACGGCGGCAGUGGUGGCUAUGGAUACGGCGGCAGUGGUGGCUAUGGAUACGGUGGCAAGGGUGGAUACGGUGGCUACGGUGGCAAGGGUGGUUACAGCGGAUACAGUGGCUACGGAAAAGGCGGUGGACAGAAAAAGGGUGGAGUGGAUUACCUCUCUCAAACAUUCAUCCCUUUGUCUAGCCCUUCCCUUCCCGACUUUACGCUUACUGGACGUGAUUCAGGCUCUAAACUCGGCUCUGGACUUGGUCUUCUUGCUGCCUUUGGAGCUUUCGCAAUUCUGUUUGCUUUGACGAGAAACUGAUCAAAACAACCCGAUUUGUUGGUGGAUUUCAAAGCUACACAAGAAAACUAACAACCAAAAACGAUCAUCAGCAAAACAUUACCAGCUCACGGUUUCUAUCGGCAGUUACAAGUCAUGUAGUGCCCUAGAAAUUCUCCCUCCAGCUACCCUGCCUUUCGGACAGUAUCAAGUUCAACCCCGUUACAAUUCGAAAACUUUUAUGAAAUGCAGUCGAACAGCCAACUGCCAUAUCAAAUUGUUUCGUCCUUUCAAGCCACGUCUGGUUUCCUGUUCCUGUCUAAUUCGACAUUCAGUUACUACAUAUUCACAUACCAGAAGAUGUAGAACCUUGAAAUUUAGUGGCUCUCCACUUCGAGCAAGUAAGAAGAUGGCUGCCGCAGACUCUCAGCUGAGCCUGCGCACCGCGUCUAGACAUUAUUCUUCCGCGAUG